GGGUGUCCAAGUGUGCAGCAGGUUUAUGAGCACAGCAGCAGCUAGAAGAAGAGGAGAGAGGAGGAAGAGGAGGAGGAGGAGGAAAGAGGAAGACCAGCCUGGGAGGAGCAGUCGAGAGGAGGAGGCCAGGAAGAAGGUGUGCUCCUCCUUACCUGGAGGAUUCAUGAAAGAAGCCAUGCCUGUGCUGACAGCAGGAGCAGGGCUCCACGAGACGUUGGCCUUGCUGACUUCGCAGCUGCGGCCCGACGCCAACCACAAGGAGGACAUGGUCUUCCUCAAAGACGUCUUCAGCGAGAGAAGCUUGGCGUACCUGAUGAAGAUCCACGAGAGGCUGAGACAGUAUGAGAGACAAUGUCCGAGUCCUGUCCUGCAUAGCGUUUCCUCUCUUGCUGAAGACGUGACGGACGAGUUGCAGACUCGCCCGAUGAACGCGGAGGAACAAGAGCUGCUCCAUCUGCUCACGUCACCGCAUCUCAAAGCCCUCCUGUCCGUGCACGACACGGUAGCCCAGAAAAGUUUUGAUCCCGUCCUGCCGCCGCUGCCGGACGACUACGAUGACGAGCUGGAGGAGGAGUCGGUGAAGAUUGUGCGUCUGGUGAAGAACAAAGAGCCUCUGGGCGCCACCAUCAGGAGGGAUGACGCCAGCGGGGCCGUGAUUGUGGCUCGUAUCAUGAGAGGCGGUGCGGCCGACAGAAGUGGUUUGGUCCAUGUCGGAGACGAACUCAGGGAAGUCAACGGCGUCUCGGUGGUCCACAAGAGGCCUGAUGAGAUCAGUCAGUUGCUGUCGCAGUCACAGGGCUCCAUUACGCUGAAGAUCAUCCCCGCCGUUAAAGAAGAAGACCGAUUGAGGGAGAGCAAGGUGUACUUGCGAGCCUUGUUCGACUACAUCCCAUUGGAGGACAAGGCCACGCCUUGCCAGGAGGCCGGACUGCCCUUCAAACGGGGCGACAUCCUGCAGGUGGUGACCCAGGACGACCCCACUUGGUGGCAGGCCAAGCGAGUGGGCGACAGCAACCUGCGUGCCGGGCUCAUCCCGUCCAAACACUUCCAGGAGAGGCGAUUGGCCUACAGGAUGAAAGUGGGCACGCUGCCCAACCCCAAGUCGCCAAAAACGCCUUCCUAUGAUCAAGCGUGCGAUAAAGACGACUGUGACUGUGAGGGCUAUUUCAAUGGACAGUACAUAGUCUCUCCCAAGUGUAACGCAGUGGCGCCCUCCUGUGGUCAGGUGUUUUCCUGGGAAUUUUAUUCAGCCGGUCUGCGCAGGAGCUUCCGCCUAAGUCGGAAAGACCGACAAGGCUCCUCAAGCGACGGCUCUGACCCGGGAGACUCUGAAUUCCUGACCUAUGAGGAGGUGAGCCGCUACCAGCAGCGGCCCAACGAGAGGCCUCGGCUGGUGGUUCUGAUCGGUUCUCUGGGAGCACGGAUCAAUGAACUCAAGCAGCGAGUGAUCGCCGAGAACCCGCAUCGCUACGCGGUGGCCGUACCACAUACCACCAGGCCCAAGAAAGCGCACGAGAAGGAAGGUGUGGAGUAUCACUUUGUCACCAAGCAGCAAUUUGACGCUGAUGUCCUCCACAACAAGUUCAUCGAGCACGGCGAGUACAAGGAGAACCAGUACGGCACCAGUAUCGAGGCCAUCCGCUCCGUGCAGGCCAAGAACAAAAUGUGCAUCGUGGACGUUCAGCCCGAGGCCUUGAGACGGCUGCGGACGGCCGAGUUCAAGCCCUACGUGGUUUUUGUCAAACCGCGGGUUCCCGAAAGCAGACGGCGACGCGCCGCCACCUCGCCGGGAGGGGCGGAGCAAGGGCGUGUUACGGACGAGGACCUCCAGGAGAUGCGCCAGUCCGCUCUCCAGAUGGAUCAACAGUAUGGACAUCUGGUGGAUCGGGUCCUAAUCAAAGAGGACUCUGCCAGCGCCUGCGCAGAACUGCAGAGUAUUUUGGAAAGACUAGAGCGCGAGUGCUUCUGGGUGCCUCUAAGCUGGCUUCGGACCUAAAAAUGCCUCCAAAGCGCCUGACUCUCUUGAGGGUCUGCUGUGCCGUGCCACCCGCAGGGGAGUGGAAAUUGCAAAGAUCCCAUCCCAUCCCAUCCCAUGCAAGGAAGGGCACAUUGAUCAGGUUUGCAUUCAAGAAGUGAUUCCUAUUUCAUGGCUGCUGCCUGGCAUGGUGAAGCACUCAGUCAUCUUGACCACGACUCCUGUUGGAGUCCACCUAGUAGCAUGUUUUAUAAUGAAUACAGGUCACAGAAUGCUGAACAUCGGAUUCUUUUUCCACCAGAUUGGUUUCAAGGAACUGCAUGUCCACUUGCGCAUUUCAUGUCAAUGAUGUACAUGUGACUCCUGGUGUGCCAACCAACGCAACCUGUUUACCUUGGCGUCCCUUGGAGCCUGCACCUGUUUGUAUGGAUGGAGGAAUAUUUUUGGGGCUUUAUGAAUUCUAAUAUUUUGCUGAUGUUACAAAAAAUACCAAUGGUAAAUUGCAAUUAAAAAGUGAUGACUGCAUCGCAUCUUGUCCCCCAAAAAACAAAACAUUUAUUUUAAGAGUAUUUGGACGAACAUUACAUUGUGGCUGCUGUCUUGCAGGUUACCAACAUUUUUAACCUUGUUAAGAUGAUUUGACGAUAUAAUGACGCUCAAGUCCUGAAAAUGCAAUAAAACCUGACGAUCAGAAUUCUUCUUUUUCCUGGUAUGCUAAUUUGGUACAAGAGGCUAAUUUCAGAGCAAAUAUACCAUUUGUUUUGGUUUUCAAAUGCCGUGUUAGCCUCAAAAUCAUUUGUAACGUGUAAACAUGUAAAACGUGCCAUAAUAAAUAAAGCUAGGAAGGCUGA
Messenger RNA from Syngnathus acus (greater pipefish), 2826 nucleotides. RefSeq names its product membrane protein, palmitoylated 3a (MAGUK p55 subfamily member 3) (gene mpp3a). Gene Ontology annotation, molecular function: protein binding. The transcript is spliced from 20 exons. The coding region runs from base 26 to 1996 and encodes 656 amino acids. Gene Ontology annotation, cellular component: plasma membrane; cell-cell junction. The record is from RefSeq and is a predicted model, not a curated record. Lineage: Eukaryota; Metazoa; Chordata; Actinopteri; Syngnathiformes; Syngnathidae.